AGAGAGAGAGAUAUACGGGGGAUCCUAGGCACUAGGACCCUGCAGGUGCACCAUAAUGUGAUUUCACUAGUUGCGGUGCGGUUGCAGCAUUGUGGGCUCGGAGGACGACAGAGAGGUAGCGCCCGUGGAUGGAGCAGCACCCCUUAUAAACACGGCCGGGGAGGAACACGGAAAACGCCGUCAUCUUUUGAAUUUACAACUCCAGAAACGAAGCAUCCCAAACUUUUUGCCGCAAAAGAGACUUUUUUUUGUGUCUGGGAGAUUUAUUUGACCACAGUUUAUUUUGACAACAGUGACCAAUAUGGCUUCGUCUGUCAGCGGCACAGAGGAGGUGCGGGUCUCGUCCGUGACGCCCCUGAAGUUGGUGGGGCUGGCGUGCGUGUUCCUCGCGAUGAGCCUGGACGUGGGCUCCCUGCUGAGCCCCGCUUGGGUCACGGCGGACGACCAGUACUCUCUGUCGCUCUGGGAGUCCUGCUGGAAGCCCGUCAGCUCCCCCGCCUGGUCCUGCCAAACCACGCUGACAACGGACUGGCAGAUCGCCACGGUGGCCCUCCUGCUGGGCGGGGCCGCCCUGAUCCUGCUCUCCUUCCUGGUGGCCCUCGUCUCGCUCUGCGUCGGCUCCACCGGCCGCUGCUACAAGCCUGUGGCCAUCAUGCUGUUCGCGGCAGUGGUGCUCCAGGUGUGCAGCCUGGUGCUCUUCCCCAUCAAGUUCAUCGAGACGGUGAGCCUGCGGGUGUACCACGAGUUCAACUGGGGCUACGGUCUGGCCUGGGGCUCCACCAUCUUCUCCUUCGGGGGCGGCAUCCUGUACUGCCUCAACCCCAAGAACUACGAGGACUACUACUAAAAGCUCCCCCCCCACCCAGACCUGAGAGGAGGGCAUCUUGGGUCCUGGGGGGUCCCGCCCGCGACCCCCCAGGACCCCCGUCGGCAGGCGCACGUCCCCUUUUCUUGUACCCCAGGUCCGAGAUUGUGACGGACAGACGCGGUGCAGCGGGCGCGGGUUUGAAGGGGACCAAACGGAGCUCCCUUCCUCCCCCCCCCCCCCCCCCCCCCCGUCUCCAGUCUCACAUCGUAUCAAACACGGCCAACAAACAGUCUCACACCUAAACUAGAAGGUUGAAAACGUUCCACCCGACACGGCGUCGACUCCAGGAACCCACCCCACUAAAUGGAUUCAGGCCCCCUUUCUGGAAAGGAAUUACCGCGUCACAGAGUGCAGUCGGUAAGCCAAAACCAAUUUGAAGAGCGAGCGCGCAGAGUGGAGGCAGUUCCUAUUUCGUGGGCAGACAGCGGCCCACGAAGACGGGGGGAGGGGGAGGGGGGGGGGGAAGCUGACCGGACGAGUGGAGAUGUCCAGGGAGGAAGAGCUCCUAUUCAAGUGAUAUCCUGAGGAUGGCAAUGACUCCACCUAAUGGAUUCCUCCGUCGACCCCCCCCCCCCCCAACAGGACCAGAUGUCGAGCAUACACUCAUAUUUGUAUUUUUGAUUUUAUUGCAUUGUAUCGGUUGAAUGUUACAGCGCAUGUUUUUAACCAUGUAGAGUGAUUAAUAUACACACAAAGAACGGAUCACCACAUACAACACGCUGAUUCAGCCAUCAGUGGUCGCUUAUUUAUUAUAAUAAUGGCAAGAGCACACGUCCCAGAGUUCAGAGGAUGAACACCAACACACUUUUAAAAAUCAAUGCCAUCACCUCUGUCAGAACAAAACAUGUACAUCAAAUCCAGUGUGGGAGCCGACAUGGCAGAAGACGUCUGAUGGCUAACGCUAACUGGGCUAGCUCCUAGAGUGAAGUGGCGGUACGCUAUGGAAGGGUUCACAGUUAGUGCAGUGCAGGGUUUUCAAAGGGCUGUUUGUUCCAAAUAGACUAGCAGAGAGGGGGGGGGGGGGGGGGGAGAGAACCAGAGGGGUGAAUGACCGUGGUGCGAGAGAUUGUGUGUGUGUGUGUGUGCGCGUGCGAGUGUGUUUGUGUGCAGGAGAGAUUGUGCAAGUGUGUGUGUGUGUGCGAGUGUGUGUGUGUGUGUGUGUGCAAUCGAGUGUGGGUUUAUGUGUGCAAGUGUGCGUGUGUGUGUGUCUCUCACACCCACCUCCCCAUGUGACACCCUUUAUCUCUGCUGUCUGUGGGAACACGGCGGACAUGUUGAAUAUACUCCGGGCCUUCAGACCGGGUUGUUUAUGCGCUGUAGGAGUUUACUUUCUGCCCAAGGUUGUGGGGAGGUUGGGGGACGCGUUGCAGUGCAGGGAUCCGGGCAGCGAGCGACGUUAUGAGGAGUGCAUUCAAGUGGAGGUUUAGGACUCAAUCCCAAAACAAAACCAGUGUAAACCAGUGUUACUUACCAAGGUCUAGACAUUUCCCAACCCCGCACACACGCACGCACACGCACACUAAACUGGGUUGAGUGUGGAUGAGUUUGUUGAGUUUGAACAUAAUUCUACUUUUUGUUCCUGAUACUUGUUCCUUUUGGCAAAAUAAACGUUAAAAGAACACAAAAAAA
This is a messenger RNA of Gadus morhua (Atlantic cod), 2497 nucleotides long. It is a transcript of the gene tmem47, whose product is annotated as transmembrane protein 47. Bases 302 to 847 code for a protein of 181 amino acids. NCBI's taxonomy places the organism in Eukaryota, Metazoa, Chordata, Actinopteri, Gadiformes, Gadidae. The transcript has 3 exons. Gene Ontology annotation, biological process: cell-cell adhesion. Gene Ontology annotation, cellular component: cell-cell junction; membrane. The record is from RefSeq and is a predicted model, not a curated record.